Messenger RNA from Trematomus bernacchii (emerald rockcod), 882 nucleotides. RefSeq names its product F-box protein 36b (gene fbxo36b). The transcript is spliced from 4 exons. Lineage: Eukaryota; Metazoa; Chordata; Actinopteri; Perciformes; Nototheniidae. Bases 1 to 882 code for a protein of 293 amino acids. The record is from RefSeq and is a predicted model, not a curated record. Gene Ontology annotation, molecular function: protein binding.
AUGGCGUCCCUGUUAACAGACCCGUUGUUUGAGAAGUCCGGACGCGGUCCACCACCAAACAAGAACUUUUAUCAUUUUGCUAUCACCAAGUCAGGUGUGAUAUGGAGAUGGUGGAAGAUAUCUCCCAGAAAUGUGGACAGAUACUCCAAACCCGGGGAGUUGAAGGAGUCUCACCAGGACUUCUUAGAUGACGCUUUGCUCCAGAGUGAGGUCAGUAUGGUUUUUGGUCGUCGAAUCUUGCAGUACACCAAGGCGUUGUGCCAAGACCAUUACGACUAUCUGGAGCGCCUGUCUGACUCCAUACUGCUGCGGAUAAUAAAUGAUCUAGAACUGGAGGACGUGGGUCAGCUUGGACGAACGUCACACAGGUUCAGGGAGCUAUGUGGCUCAGAGGAGUUUUGGGAGCAGGCGGUGCAUCGUCGCUGCAACACAGUGUCCCCUGAAGUAGCAUCUCUGGCUCUGGAGGUGGGCUGGCGCAGCAUCUUCUUCACCAGCAAGCUGCAGCUGCAGAAACUGAUCAGCCGCAGGAGGCUGAAGGCAGAGGAGCCACCAGAAGGACAGCUCUCUGACCCAGAUAUAAAGGCAGAGGAGUCUCCGGGUGACAGCUCAGAGAUAGACCAGGCAUCUGGAUCUGAGAAGGAAUCUCCCCCUGGCAUUAUCCCAAAACUAAGCCUUGGCACUGAUCCUGGAGCUGGCUUUGACCACAGCUCCUACUGUGAUGUUGACCCUGAGUCAGAUCUAGAGGCUGGCUCUGACUCCAGCGUGCCUGCACUUUGCCAACUGUUUGAGGAAACAGGAAAACCCUGUGUGGAAACAACUGAGCAGAACAGUGCGCCGAACAACAGCAGAGGAGACUUCAGUGCAGAGCCAGAUAAGCCAUGA